Messenger RNA from Lizanozyma spartinae, 453 nucleotides. RefSeq lists its product as uncharacterized. The transcript has a single exon. The record is from RefSeq and is a predicted model, not a curated record. Lineage: Eukaryota; Fungi; Ascomycota; Pichiomycetes; Serinales; Debaryomycetaceae. The coding region runs from base 1 to 453 and encodes 150 amino acids.
AUGGCCCUCAGAGAUUACAUGUAUGCAAAACAUAUAGACAGAGACAUUGUUAACAAAAUAAAUACCACUGGAGAACAACCUCGUACUCCGAUUGAGCAUAAACCUAAAACAUUUAGAGUGGUUCAUAGAUCCAAAUCUCCAAAAGGUCGUAAAUCCAUCCAACAACAACAAUUACAAGAAAUCACAUCCAAAAAAACUACUAUAUUAUCAUCUGUGCACCCAUUGGCUGAUUCAAACACUCAUGAAGAACCACAUUGUACUCCAUCUACAUGUCGUAACUGUCCCUCUUGUGACCACAAAAAGAGUCACGUGACACGGAAGGAUGAAGAACUAGAAUCAAAUUUGGCUACGAUUCCAAUCAUAUAUCAAGAAGAAGUUGCAGGUACAACUUCGAUUCAAAAUCACUUUAAAGAAAUGAAAUUAGAUGAAAUAGAUUUCACUCAUAUAUAUUAG